GCAGCAGCAGCGGGAGCAGCAGGAGCAGGAGCAUGCCCGGCGGCUGGAGGCGAAACCAGCCUGCAGCAGCACACAGUCUCCUGGCUCAUUAACCUGUCGCAUGUGGGAUAGGUGAAGACAGACGGAUAUCUGCUCCUGCGGGAAUCAGGAUACAGCUGUUUUUUUUUUUUAAUUAUUUUUUAAUUGUAUUUUGGAGAGCUUUUGUGUUGCCAGGGCAGAGAAAGUGCGAGCAGCCAUGACAGUUCAUCCUGUAUCUCCGAGAUCCCCCAACAGCCACUUCUGACCAAACCUAAUUUAGCGAACCCAAGAUGUCAGCGUGCAGCGACUUUGCAGAACACGUGUGGAAACCCGGCUCUUGUAAGAACUGCUUCCACCCACUUAGUGCGCACCACAAGACUGUCGGCAGCCUGGGUGGCAGUGUGCCAGCCGCUUGUAUGAAAAGCAGCCUGGGAGGUGAUGAAGAAGCUGGAGUAACAUCGCCUUCGCCCUACAGCAAGCCAACCAUCGCUGUCAAACCCACUGUGAUGAGCCUUGACACCAGCGAGUCGAUGACUGACGUCAACAUGAACAUAGAGCAGGAGAACACAAAGAGCCCAGCUGAGCGUUUGGGCCUGAAGAAGCUCUUGGACCUUUCGUCGCUUUACAUUGACAGUAAUGGCUGCAACAAGGCCCAUAGAGAGGCAGUCCUCCAGAGUCCUGAAACCAAGAUGGAGUACAACAACUGCUUCUCUUUGGCUUCCCUAUCCCCCAACAUCCUGCCUAAAGACUCCAUGAUCAUCAGCAAUAUCUUUGUCACCCAGGAGGAGGGUAGAGGUUCUCAGAGUUUAAAGAAGAACAGCAACGGAGACACUUAUAGGCAGCAGAAUACAACCACCACUAGAACCAAGAGCACUUGUAAUGGAAUUGGUGUGACUACCAGGGCAAGCUGUCAGGAGUCCCAGCAGGCAUCUGUGGAUAUACCUUUUUCAGUGGAUAUUGUCCCUUCCAGUCCUGCCACAGUUCAUAGCAAUGGUAUCAGCAGUGGGAGUACAGCUACUGUUACAACUAAGACAUCCAGCACUUCCCCCACAACAGCCUUAAGCGUGGACACCACAAGCCACAAUCCCCCACCAUCCCUCCACUCGCCGCCUGCCCUGUCUAAACAGACCAGCCUGUCAGACUCCUCUUGUUCUUAUCGUAGCAGUACAGAUUCACUUCCUGGGGCAGAGGGUUCAGGACGAAUGCAAGUUAGGUCAGGGAGCCCCCAAAGCCCACCAGCCAUGGGUAGCUCACAGUCAGCUCCCAGCUCUCCCAACGUACAGCCAGACACAGAACCCAUUUAUGCAGAGAGCACCAAGAAAAAGCGCAGGCCGCAAGGAAAUGGGGUGCAAUCCCAUCCUGAGUCCCCAAACCAGAAUAAGAACUUGUCCCAGUGCUCUGAACUUGAGCUCUCAGGUGAGAGUCAACGGGCCACCAUCACUGUAAUGGCCACUCACACAGAGGAAAACAACAGGACUUUCUACCUGAGCAGUCCAGAUUCAGCCAUCAGCACCCAAUGCCACUUCAGCCCCACAGCACGGAAAGACCCCAGCAGCCCGGCCUUCCGCUGGCCCAGCCCCAGCCACAGUGCACCCUCUUUGACCUCUGAAGCUAGCCUUGCCCCAACUCUCCACCCCAAGCCUCAGUCUAGCCCGCCAAUUCCCCCAAAAAGGACCACCCGUUCCCCCAAACUGGGCACCUCCAGCCUCUCACCAUCCAUGUCCUCUCCAGUCCCUCUUCCUGAUCUCCCCAAAUUGGGCACCUCCAGCCUCUCACCAUCCAUGUCGUCUCCCGUCCCUCUCCCUGAACUCCCCAUGCUUUUCUUUGUUUCUGCUCAAGAGGGCCACUUCAAGGUGCAUACAGAGAACCACAACCCUGCAGCAUCUGAACGUCGCCACAAGCCCCACCACCACAGUCCUGGCUGGAACUGUCGCAUCGAGGAAGAAGAGGAGGAGGAGGAGCGAGAGCGGAAAGAGGGGGAGAAGAAAAAACUGCCCGCUAACCCGGGUACAACCUCUCGGGUGACAGGCCUGGUCAAUGGUGCCGCUGUCUGGAAGGAGGCCAGGGACGGGAAGGCCCACAGCAGCCCCCCUCCGAUGACAGAGCCAGGCACGGCCCCCCCAGCUGCCCCCAACAAUGGUGCCUGUCAGGGGGAGACUGAGAGCACCGGUGCAGAGGAGGAGGCCAAGCAUAACGGGAGCAUGCCGGCCAGGCAACCUUUGCAUGGCAGCUCAUCAGAGCUGCUGGCAUCAGGGAAGGGAGCUGCCAACAAUGAACCCAAUCCACCACCUCCCCCACCUAAGAAACUGCACAGAGUGUGCAGUAAGAUGAGUGGCAGCAACAUGGAGCUGGACCGCUGCAGCCAGCAAGGGUCAGUCGAGAGCCCAACCUCAUCUCUACGGGGCCUGGGCAGUGUCAGCAUACCAACUGCCUCCACUGACAACCUGACUGCUGACACUGGUUCUCGGGAUGCUACACGGAUGUCUUGUUCCUCUCCAUUCACCAGAAGUCCAGUGGCCUCGGCUCCAGGGUCUCCUCACCCGCCCUCCUUUACCAGCUUAACCAACCAGCCACCUCCACUCCCGGAGAAAAGAAUGGUCAACCGCACCGUGUCGGCUCCCGAUAGCGCAAACGGAAAACCCUUCGUCCGAGCCUACCCACGCCUCCCAUUCACUGGCUCGGAGAGCAACGUGUGUAGACCAGCUGACAUCAGCUCCCGGUCCAGUUUACCGUCCAGCCCCGUUGACCCGCGACCCCUUUUCUCUUCAAACGAGUCUCUAGAGCGUUGCCACGCCCUGCUAGGCCGAUCCUCCAGGUCCCGGACACUGGAUGAACCGCUGAAGACUCCGGGGCGUCUGGGUGUGCACUGCCGGAGCAGCAUCACCUGCUCCUCUUCCCCCCAACUCAGCGUGCCCUUCUCAGCCUCAGAACCGGGUCUGGCACCAAAUCUGGGCUCCAGCCUGCAGCUCCAGACCCUUCUGAGUAACAUAGACAGUCGGGAGGGAGUUUACUCCAAGCUGGGAGGCCUGUACGCCGAGUCUCUGCGGCGCUUGGCUCUGAAAUGUGAGGAUCACUUCACUCGCUCCCAGAGGAACCCACUUAGGUUUGAGGAGAGCAACUGGUCUCUGUUCAGGCUCACCUCUAACAAGCCGAGCUGCAACGCUGGAGAUGCUGUGUACUACUCUGCUGCCUGUGCCUCAGACCCCAGCAACUCCUACGCUGUAAAGAUCUGCAAGAGUCCAUCCAUAGAGGCCAAGCAGGGCCAUCUCUACGGUCUGUCAGUGCAGCAGAGCAUGCCUCCCCACUUCAACCUCCAACAGGACUGUGGCCACUUUCUCGCUUGUGUUCCCCAGAGCAUGCUGCCUUCUGACGAGGUCUCCCUGCCCACCACGCCUGCCUCAUCGCUGCCUCAGCCCUCCACGUCCGCGCCUGGCCAGCAGGUAGACCGAGAGCGUGUGGUGGUCAUCACCUCUGAGAUCCCUCAGCAGACGGCAGCUGACUUCGUUCGGGAGUGGGAUGCGUUUCAUAAAACCCAGCCUGAGGUCUACGAGCGCCGCGUUUGUUUCCUCCUCCUGCAGCUCUGCAAUGGCCUGGAGCACUUGAAGGAGCACGGGGUCACGCACCGCGACCUCUGCCUCGAAAACCUGUUGUUGGUGCCUCAUCUCCGCAGGCCCUCUCAGUUCCCCCAACAGACCACCGACAACAACACCAGUAACAGUUCAAGUGGUGUUGACAUACAGCGCCACCUUCCUCGGCUCCUCAUCAGCAACUUUGCCAAGGCCAAGCGUCGCUCCUCCGAGGACGCCGCCUCAACCACUGUGGACCCUCGCAUCAAGCGUGACCACGCCAGAUUGGCGCCUGAGAUUGUCUCAGCAGCCCAGUAUCGUAAAUUUGACGAGUUCCAGACGGGCAUCUUGAUCUAUGAACUCCUCCACCAAGCCAACCCGUUUGAGGUGAGUCCAGCGCUGAAGGAACAAGACUACCGCUGUGAGGACUUGCCUCCAAUCCCCUCCGUCUCCCUUUACUCAGCCGGCCUCCAGAGGCUGGCCCAGCUCCUGCUCCAGCCUGACCCCAUCAAACGCAUCCACAUCCAGGAGGCCAAGCGCAUCCUGCAGAGCCUGCUCUGGGGGCCCAGGAAGGACUUGAUGGAGCAGCAGUGGGAGAGACACGGACAGGACGGAGGCUUUGUCGGCGGAUCCCGACACGAGGGCCUCCUCAACUGGCUGGACGUGAAACGGGCGCUGCUGAUGAUGAAGUUCGCUGAGCGUUCGCUUGAGCCCGAGAGGAACGCCGAGCUGGAGGACUGGUUGUGCUGUCAGUACUUCUCCUCGGCCCACCCUCUGUCUCUCUGCCAUACUGCUGAACUGCUCUACUCGCUAAAGUGACGCCUCACUUUGCGGUUAAAAAUGUGUGCGAGUGGAUCCGAAGGAAUUUUUGAAUGUGUGUAUGAGAAAGACCAACUGAGCUGAUGUCUAGACACUAUGGAUUGAUCCAGACAGUGUGAUCCUCUGGAGAUACUGUGAACCGACCCACCCGUUUGCGCUACUGCUACAUGCAUGAGAGCUGCGCAUCAACCUAGCCGUCCACCGUCAGUAUCCUGCAACAGACUGUCGACCUAGCAAAGAAAAAAACCUGUGAAAAUUCAGCUGUUAGAUGUUCUUGUAGCAGUCACAGACAUAUGGACAAAUUCACUGCAAUGUUCACCCACAGACUAGCAUCACUUUGUACUGAUGAAUACAUUGGUGUAAAAAAAAAGGAAGAAUAUGGACAGUAUUCAUAAUCCUGUAAUACACUUACCAAAGUUUCAUGUUUGACACUGUAUCGUGUGUAUUUAUUGAAAAUUAAGAUGUUUUACCCACUGACAGGCUAAUAAUUCAUAACCUUACUCUGUGUCAGCCAGCUUUGCAAAGUAAUGCUGUGUCGUAUCUACGUAAAUGUGCAGCUAACUUUUCAUUUGUUUGAUAUCUUAAUGAAAGUUUGAGGUCACUAGCAGACUUACACUGUUGCACCUUUUUCCAUCGUGUUUGUUCAUGGGCACAUGCUGUACACCGUAAACCACUGGUUCCCAACCUGGAGGUCUUCACGAGGGUUGCGAGGCCUGUUUUAAAAAUAUAUGGCAGGUCAUUCAAUUCUGUGAAGAAAUCUAACAUGUUAUUUUUAAAGUUUAAUUAUUUAAGAUGAACUUAAAAAAACCCUUACGGUUUAAAGGCAAGGUGAACACAAGUGAUAUUCACAGAGCCCUCAGUCUCUGCUGAACAGCCUCGUCCUGCAUUAGAAAAGUACACAGUUAAAAGAACCAAAGAGCUAAUAGAACAGUGGCCAAGCAUCAAGGAGACAACAACACUGAAUUUAUCAAAAAAGAAGCCUUUCAGGAAAGUAUGAUUGUUAGAAAUAAUACAGAGAACUGGGUAAAAAGUCAAUAAAAACAUCUGGAAAACUCAUCUGAUGCAAUAUUCACAGAAUAAUAUCAAAAUUCAUCCAAACUGCUGUUUUUACACAGACUUCCUGCAGUUAGAGUUCACUAUUUGGGUUAAUUGGACAGUUAAUCAGUUGUUCUGUGCUUAAUCAGAGGUCGUCAGUUUACUCAAAGGAGGAGUCCCCGAAGGAAAAAAAGGUUGGGAACCACUGCUUUAAGCAACACAAAUUCAACUUUUCUUUUACCAAAUGUGCAGGAAGUUUAAGAAUAAUGCCUGUUCCUCAGUGAAUUCUGGACCACUGUCUGGGAAGAACAGCGCAGGCUUCCUUAAGUGUGCGUUAUGUCGCCUUCUUAGUUAGACAGCAUUGCAUGGUAAAGCGUUAGUAUAGAUUAAUCGUAAGCCAUACUGUCUAACUGUCUAACACAACUCAAUAGUGACUGGAUUUACAGACCGGCUGGCGAUUGCUUCCACUGAACGGAUGCCCAGGUUUCCCCUCUGCUUUCUUUUAGCACAUAUUUAAAUGUUUUGACAUUUGUCGCAGUGCCUUUUGUUCUUUGUAUAUGUUACAGUGACGCAGAAGCCAAAUGUAAAUAUUACUGAUCAUUCGUCCUUUGUGAAACUGGCCUUUCACAGAAUGUUCCAGAAACAGUUUUGUACAGUAAUUUGUAGAUGAGCCCAAGCAGGUCUUUAAAAGCCAUGAAUAUGAGCAGCAGUUAAAAAAUAUUUAUGAUAUAAUUUGUUAUCCUGUAGUAGUCACUGGAAUUUCUCUGUUUAUUUUCAUAUGUAGAUUGUUGGGUUGUUUCCUGGCACUGCAGCAGCUGGGCCUGUUUUGUUUUUUGGCUGCAGAGAAAACAAGUUAUGGGGAUUUUAUCUCCAGAGAGGAAUUUCUUAAAGUCCGGAGUAGCGAGAAUUUCACAGCCUGCAUGCAGGUUUCUGUCCAUGACCGACUGACGUGUCUGAUGUUGAAGAGAAAAACGAACACGGUCAGAACUCACAACUAAUACAUUAUUGAUUUGAAUUAUUUUGUGUGUGCCUCACCUAUUUGCAUCUAUCAAUAAACUGUGCAUAUAUUUUC
Messenger RNA from Chelmon rostratus (copperband butterflyfish), 6510 nucleotides. Its product is annotated as inactive tyrosine-protein kinase PRAG1. The record is from RefSeq and is a predicted model, not a curated record. The coding region runs from base 309 to 4403 and encodes 1364 amino acids. Lineage: Eukaryota; Metazoa; Chordata; Actinopteri; Chaetodontiformes; Chaetodontidae. Gene Ontology annotation, biological process: protein phosphorylation. Gene Ontology annotation, molecular function: protein kinase activity; ATP binding. The transcript has 6 exons.